AUGGACGAGACUACAAUGGACGAGACUACAAUGGGCGAGACUGAAUGCGAAAUAUAUGAUCCUUUCGACAGCCUGAGCCCCUUUGAACGCCCCGAAACCAUGUCAAAGGCGUUGUCACAGUUUGGAGAACGCAUGAGAGACAACAACCAGCGGAUUCUCAAACGCGUACUGGACAUCAUUGCAAGCACUGACGGCGAUGAAGAAUUGCACCUCAACAUAUUGGCAACACAUCUGGACAAAUGGUCCUCUGAAACAGUUUACACCAGGACUCGUACUGAUGACAUCGAAAACACGUUAUUCUGGGAUCCCACGAUUACACGACUUCGCGACUUUGAACCGUGGGAUUGGAGUAUCUCAGAGCUCGAACACGCCGAGGAUCCAGAGAAAUCAAGGGCUCAUGCCGCGGACUUCUUGAAAGAUCUUGAGCUCGCCGUGCGCGCAAAGGCAUGCAGAAAUUUUCUCGGUGAUGAUGCAGUAGACAACUUGCGACUGCCAGCCGAAUACUACGAAUUCGCCAGACAAUGCGGAGGUUUGGCCUCUGCAAACUACGAUCGCCAAGUGUUUCUCUGUGAUUUUUCCUCCGAGAUGUAUUGCCCAAAAGAACUGGCAGAGCCAUUGGACAAGAUCGAGCAAUUCUCGGGUGCCAGUUACGAUUUCUAUUUUGCUGCAGGGUGGAAAGCAGGCGAAAACUAUGACAACUGUAUCAUUUACUAUGCUCUUACCUAA
This is a messenger RNA of Aureobasidium melanogenum CBS 110374, 726 nucleotides long. RefSeq lists its product as uncharacterized. The transcript has a single exon. The record is from RefSeq and is a predicted model, not a curated record. NCBI's taxonomy places the organism in Eukaryota, Fungi, Ascomycota, Dothideomycetes, Dothideales, Saccotheciaceae. Bases 1 to 726 code for a protein of 241 amino acids.